CUCUAUGCCGUUGGUGGCCGCGAUGGCAGUUCCUGCCUCAGAACAGUGGAACGUUUUAACCCACACACUCAACAUUGGUCUCUGGUUUCGCCGAUGCUCCACAGGCGUGGUGGCGUUGGGGUUGCCAGUCUCAGUGGUCGGUUAUAUGCAGUUGGGGGUCACAACGCGCCACCUUCGCAAUCAGCUGCUUUGCGGACUGCCAGUGUAGAGGUCUACGACCCAGUGACGGACUCGUGGACCGAAGUGGCACCUUUGUCGUCUCCCAGAGAUUCCAUCGCUGUUUGUGCUCUUGGUGGUCAGCUAUACGCUGUCGGGGGGCAUAAUGGACGCAUUUACACGGACAGAGUAGAUGUCUAUGACCCCGAAGAGGACGUCUGGUCGGAGGUUAGUCCUAAUUUGUGCCAUUUAAUCCGUCUGAGCGAUUCUGGUAAUAGCUACUAUGAAGGCGUUGUUAGCCUCUUUUAUUGCGCUUCUCCGUUAAUUACUGUCCGAUAUGUUCCAAUCUUAUUAGCACUAAAGCCUUUAAGGCUGGCAUAG
This is a messenger RNA of Protopolystoma xenopodis, 537 nucleotides long. NCBI's taxonomy places the organism in Eukaryota, Metazoa, Platyhelminthes, Monogenea, Polystomatidea, Polystomatidae. The record is from the annotation of a GenBank genome assembly.